Messenger RNA from Didymodactylos carnosus, 1410 nucleotides. The record is from the annotation of a GenBank genome assembly. Lineage: Eukaryota; Metazoa; Rotifera; Eurotatoria; Philodinida; Philodinidae.
AUGGCGGAAACUAAAAGUGAUGAAACAUCCGUGAAAUCAACACCUCAAAUUGAACUGAAAGGCGAAGAUAUUACUCCCAACAAGGAUGGAGGUGUUCUUAAAGAAAUUUUAAAAGAAGGGCAUGACAACGAACAACCAGCUGUUAAUGAUAAAGUGUCCGUUCAUUAUGUUGGAACAUUGCUCGAUGGAACAAAAUUUGAUUCAAGCAGAGAUCGAAAUGAAAAAUUUGAAUUUGAUCUUGGAAAAGGCAGUGUAAUUAAAGCUUGGGAUAUUGGUGUUGCAACGAUGAAACGAGGUGAAAUCUGUCGACUCAUAUGCAAGCCAGAAUAUGCCUAUGGUAAAGCUGGAAGUGGUGCAAAUAUACCACCAGAUUCAACACUUGUUUUUGAAAUUGAACUAUUCAAUUUUGUCGGCGAAGACAUUAGUGAAGCUAAAGAUCAAAGUGUAAUUCGACGUAUUUUGACCAAAGGCGACGAGUGGUCUCAUCCGAAUGAUGGUGCAAGCGUGGAAGUAUCAUUGAAAGGAACGUAUGAAGGAAGAGUGUUUGAUGAACGAACUGUUAGUUUUGUUAUGGGGGAAGGUGUUUUGAAAAAUAUCAUACCGGGAGUAGAACAUACGAUAACGAAAAUGCUUAAAAAUGAACGUUGUAAGAUUACUGUGAAAUCUAAAGCAGCUUGGGGUAAAGAUGGUGAAAAAACAUUUAAUAUUCCGCCACAUGCCAAUGUUGAAUAUGAAAUUCUAUUAAAAAGUUUCGAAAAGGCAAAAGAUUCAUGGCAAAUGAACGACAAUGAAAAACUUGAGCAAGCUGAAGUUUUAAAGAAAUCUGGUGCGUCACUGUUCAAGGAUGGUCAUUUUCGUGUUGCAUUGAAAAAGUAUUCAACAAUUGUUGAUUAUUUACAAAGUGCCAAUUUUGAAAGUGAUAAUGAUAAGGAUAAAUGUCGUCAGUUAAAAUUAACAUCACAUUCGAAUAUUGCACUAUGUAAUUUAAAAUUAGAACAAUACGUUGAGUGCAUUAAUGCAUGUGAAAAAGCAUUAGAAUUAGAUGGUCAAAAUGAAAAAUGUUUGUUUCGUCGUGGCGAAGCUUAUUUAGCAUUAAAUGACUUUGAUGUUGCCGUAAAAGAUUUUCAGGCUGUAUUAAAGAUAAAUCCAUCAAAUUCAGCUGCUAAACAACAAAUACAAAAAUGUCAAGAAAAAAUUAAAUUACAUACUGCGAAGGAAAAACGUUUAUAUGCCAAACUAUUUGAAAAACUAGCCGUGGAAAGAGAAAAAGAAGAGCUAAAAGAAAGCAAAAAGACGGCUGAAGCUGAUUCCAAGAAAAAUGUAGAAGCAGAAAAAGAACAUAAAACUACGAAUGGAGAACGAAAUGAUGCUGAGUCAUCUGCUACCGAUAAUACAUCCAAAAAAGAGUAA